CCACUGCUGAAGCGAAAAUGGCGGAAAGGAGGCGAGGCUUUGUGGGUGAUUGAAAACAAGUGGUGAUCGCCUUUGAAUGCUGACAAGCAAACACAGAUAGUAGAAAAAAAUAUCGCACGAAGUGAAAAUCUGGCUGCCAAACCGAAAGGACAAUGUUUGGGGCAGCAUGCCAGGCAGAGCGCACCUGGAAGCGGCACAUUGCAGAACAGCUGAAACGGAGAGACAGGCUACAGAGACAAGCUUUUGAAGAAAUCAUUCAGCAGUAUAACCGGCUGUUGGAGAAGUCUGACCUACAGGCCGUUUUAUCUGAAAGACUACAGGCAGAGAAAUUUGAUUCCCAGAACAGACAUGACAUCAGUCCAAGCUGUGAUGGCGCACGAAGUGAAGCCUUGCUACAGGAAAUUGCCCAGCUUAGAAUCCGACAUCAAGAAGAGCUCACUGAGUUGCACAAGAAGCGUGGGGAGCUUGCCCAGAGUGUCAUAGAAUUGAAUAAUCAAAUGCAGCUAAAGGAUAAAGAGAUCCAGGCUAAUGAACUGAAGAUAAUGGAGUUCCAGCAGAGAAUCUCUGAACUGCAAGAUGAGUGCAAGGAGCUUCAUUCCAGUUUGCAGGACCUAGAACAAGCCAACCAAACGCUGAAAGAUGAGUAUGAUGCUCUUCAGAUCACUUUCAGCGCUCUGGAAGAGAAAUUACGGCGUACCACUGAAGAUAAUCAGGAGCUUAUUACUCGGUGGAUGGCAGAGAAAGCCCAGGAAGCCAACAAACUUAAUGCAGAAAAUGAGAAGGACUGCAGGCGGAGACAGGCAAAGCUGCAGAAGGAGUUAGCUGAUGCAGCUAAAGAGCCCCUACCACUGGACCAGGAUGAUGACAUUGAGGUGCUAGCAGAAGAGGCCCCUGAACAGGCUGGAGAGACGUCACCAUCCAGAACUGUAACACGCACACCUAGUAAACGAGCCUCUCAGCCACAAUUAGGACUUUUGGACUCUCUGUCUAAUAUAUUUGGCCUUGCUGAGUCUCCAGUCCUUGGACACCAUCUUCCUGAUAAUACAAGACGUCUCUCUGUGAACUCAUAUGGGGGCACACCAGCAGACUCGGAGGUUCAAGUGGGGAUGUGUACUGAAGUACGCCUUCCAUCCACAGCACUUCAUGUUUUUGAUGCCCAUGAUGGAGAGGUAAAUGCAGUAAGAUUCAGUCCUGGCUCACGCUUAAUGGCGACAGGGGGUAUGGACCGAAGAGUAAAACUCUGGGAGACCAUUUCAGGUCGAUGUGAGCUCAAAGGAUCUCUAAUGGGCAGUAAUGCAGGAAUCACCAGCAUAGAAUUUGAUAGUGCGGGCACCCACUUACUUGCUGCCUCUAAUGACUUUGCUAGCAGGAUAUGGACAGUUGAUGACUACCGAUUGCGGCAUACGCUUACUGGACACAGUGGGAAGGUGCUGUCUGCUCGCUUCUUGCUGGACAAUGCUCGUAUUGUGUCUGGCAGCCAUGAUCGAACUCUUAAACUGUGGGAUCUUCGCAGCAAAGUCUGUAUAAAGACUGUGUUUGCUGGAUCCAGCUGCAAUGAUAUAGUGUGCACAGAGCAGUGUGUGAUGAGUGGCCACUUUGAUAAGAAAAUCCGUUACUGGGAUAUCAGGUCAGAAUGCAUUGUACGGGAGCUGGAGCUGCUUGGCAGGGUCACAUCACUUGACUUGAAUCCAGAGAGGACAGAGCUACUUACCUGUUCUAGGGAUGAUCUGUUAAAAAUUAUUGACUUGCGGAUGAACACUGUGAAGCAAACGUUCACUGUUCAAGGGUUCAAAUGUGGCUCUGACUGGACAAGAGUGACAUUUAGCCCUGAUGGUGGUUAUGUAGCAGCAGGCUCUGCUGAUGGGACGUUGUAUGUAUGGAAUGUUCUGACAGGAAAAGUGGAGAAGGUAUUAGGAAAACACCACAGCUCAUGUGUCAAUGCUGUAGCCUGGUCUCCAUCAGGGACGUAUGUAGUCAGUGUGGAAAAGGGUAAUAAAGCAGUACUGUGGUCAGAUCUUUAACUGUGGCCAAGUCACUUCCAAAAGCUGUUUGAAAUUGAGCAACAUUGUAUACAGCAACCAGGUGGACAAAGGAUAAAACAUGAAGUUGCUCCCCUGCAUGCACUUUGAUAGCCUUAAAGAUAUGGGGACUGCCUGCUUUACUCCCCAGAAAAUUUCCUUGAAGGAUCUCCUCUCCCAGCAAGCUGCUGACUAUGGAAAUCUUUCCAAUGUUUAUAUAUAAAUAUAUAUAAUUUUUUUUUUUUUAAUUUUCAGAAAAUAAUAUAAUUUGAGAAUGAGUGGUGUAAUGUUUUGAAUGAGUACUGCGUUGACAAUAGCUGUGUGUGCGUAAAAAAUCUGAGAGGCAGGAACUCUGUGUUUAGCAAAAUGUCUAGGUGGUCUUGAAUGAGAGGAAAUUAUGUUAAAUGGUUAGCUAUAAAGUGCAAUAAAGAGAGGUCAUCUUCAUAUAACUUGAAUAAUUUCAGACUUAUCACUACAAUAAUGACCCCUCCUGUCUUUAUCAAGCAUUCAGUAAGUUUUUAUCAUGUCUAGUCCCACUCUGAGAAAUUAAUUAUUCAGUUCUUCAUUUAAAAGGUUAUGUUUCUUGAUCAGUGUCAUUUACAGCUUUGGGAGAAAUUUUGACCAUGACUGGUCAAAGUGUAUGUUUUAAUUCAUCUGUUAAAUUCAUAAAACUACCCCCAAGGGUCCACUGUGGUUGCUGACUGUUAUCACUCCAUUGAAUUUAUUAAAUAGAGAGCAAUGCAAGGCAUUAACCUAUUGGGUUAGACAUGAUGUUCCUGCUCUAUCAGAUUUUAACCAGUGUUUAUUUUUACCCCUGAGAGGAAGUGAAAUACAUGGACUACUCAACUUUGCCUGUUAAGGUAUAUGGUGUUAUUUAUUUUUUAUUCAGGCAGGGUUUUAAAAUUUUUCUUUUUUAAUGUUGGAUACAUUAAGAUUAAAGAUCUUCCAAAGUAACUGUUCCACUGCUUGUUACCUUGUUGUGUGCAUGUCAUUGUUAGGUACUCUGUGGUUAGCAGUUAGUAAGCUCAAUCAUAACUGGUAAAUGAAGUAAAGGGGGUAGGGAUCAGUGAGUUGACUCCUGUCCAUUAGAAAUAUAGCUGUUUGAAAAGAAUAAAGUUCAAAAUAUUGGUAAUUUUAAGUUUGCCAACAGAUUGAUUGGAUCAAGCAGUUUAGUACUGAAUAAAGACAAUUAAGGGACUGGCAUCUAAUAAAUCCAUUGAUUUGGAUGCACACAAGCAGCCACAGUAGGUCCUUGGACAAGCUUUAAGAAUCACUAUCCUAAGUAAACAUAAACGGACAUAGCCUUUUCAUUAUAGAAAUUAACUCCACUUACACGUUUUAAUAAAUUGUCCGUCUUUUACAGACUCAAAAUAAUGAAAGGAAAUAUAAUAUUGCAUUAAUUGAAGGUUACACUCACUUUCUAACAAGCCCAUUAGUUCACAUUUAUGGACUGAGUAAUUAGAAAAAUGAUAUUUUCAUAGUUAAACCAUUAGAAAAAUUGAAAUUGGACUAUUUCUAUCCAAAGCUUAGAAGAGCACUUGUGUGAUGAUUUGAAAAUAACUAAUUGUUUUUUUACAAAACUAGAUAACAGUAUAAAUAUGAUCAAGAAACAGAAGUUUAAUGAGUUGAAUUGCAAAAAUUUGAAACUCUUAGAUGAAUCUACCUGAAAAUUUUCACAAUGCAAUGCGAUUUACCUAGCAAUCAUUUUCAAGGCAGAGCUGCCAAAUGGAAAUUCCUUCUUUGACCUCAUUGUAAACCUUUAUAAGCUGAAAGCUUGAGUGGUUUGGACUUUGGAACCAUAAAUUGCAAUAUUGUAUCAGAACUGAAAAAUGUAUGUUUAACAAAAAAGACAAGCGUUUCAAGAAAAAGUCCAGUAUUUUCUAGCUAGGACAAUCCUGUAAUAUGCAGGAAGUAAUUCCAAAAGCAAGAACAGAAUUGCUUUUUUUUCAAAAGAGAAUGUAUGAAAGCUGCUACUUCUGUCAAAUGUGUUACAAAGUCCUAAUGAACCAGAUGCCUACUUUUUUCCACAGGAGAUAUAUUUAGGUUUUUUUUUUCUUUUGUUUUUAAAUAAUUAUUUUGAGUCUGUAAAAAUGUCAUUGAAAUUUGCAGAUUUCAUGUUAAAAUUGUCUUUAUCAGUGGUUGAUUGUACUCAACAGUAGGCUGAAUCUCCCCUUAUGUCCAGUGCUGCUGGGAUAGAGAGUGGCCUUUGCACCCUGGAACUGGGACAGACCAGUUUUAAAAAUGAAUGGAUGUUAGAAUUAUACUGUAUAGAGGUAGAGUUAGCAGCUUUUCUAAUGGAGAAUCAUUAAAGUCAAUGCUUUGACUGUGAAUGUAUAAACCUUUAUACACAAGUGUAUAAUCACAGAAAAGGUUUGUGUGACCAUAACUGAAUCCUUCACAUACAGUUUCAAUUCAUGUGUAACUGUUUCAAACUUAUCACAACCCUGCUGUAGUUCACCCAUGGAAAUCUAUAAUUUGCUGAUCAGUUAAAUGGAUUAAACAACGUUUAGCUACUUUUGUUAGAAAAUCAAGUCUUGUGAUUUGUAUUUGUUUGGGGG
Messenger RNA from Erpetoichthys calabaricus (reedfish), 4576 nucleotides. RefSeq names its product ATG16 autophagy related 16-like 1 (S. cerevisiae) (gene atg16l1). The record is from RefSeq and is a predicted model, not a curated record. Gene Ontology annotation, biological process: negative stranded viral RNA replication; autophagosome assembly. The coding region runs from base 153 to 2021 and encodes 622 amino acids. Gene Ontology annotation, cellular component: autophagosome membrane. Gene Ontology annotation, molecular function: protein binding. The transcript has 20 exons. Lineage: Eukaryota; Metazoa; Chordata; Cladistia; Polypteriformes; Polypteridae.